Molecule: messenger RNA, 1680 nt
Organism: Fraxinus pennsylvanica
Lineage: Eukaryota; Viridiplantae; Streptophyta; Magnoliopsida; Lamiales; Oleaceae
Source: the annotation of a GenBank genome assembly
AUGGCGCUGUACAUACUGUAUGAGUCGGCGUCGGGUUACAGUCUGUUUCUAGCGCACGGGCUCGAUGAAAUUGGGCAGAAUACGGAGGCGGUUCGGGGGUCCGUGGCGGACCUGAACCGGUUCGGAAAAGUAGUUAAGCUCGCGGCAUUUAGUCCGUUUGAGUCCGCCCUUGAUGCUCUCAAUCAAUGCAAUGCGGUCUCCGAAGGGCAAAUGACUGAUGAGCUGAGAAACUUUUUGGAGCUUACUCUUCCAAAAAUCAAGGAAGGGAAAAAGCCUAAAUUCAGUUUAGGACUGGCAGAGCCUAAACUUGGGUCACAUAUUUGUGAAGUAACUAAAAUCCCUUGCCAAAGCAACGAAUUUGUCCUCGAGCUUCUUCGAGGUGUGCGCUUGCAUUUUGAUAGGUUCAUUGAAAACCUAAAGCCUGGUGAUUUGGAGAAAGCACAGCUUGGUCUGGGUCACAGCUACAGCAGAGCAAAGGUCAAGUUCAAUGUGAACCGUGUAGACAAUAUGGUUAUUCAGGCUAUCUUUCUUCUUGAUACUCUUGAUAAAGAUAUCAAUUCCUUUUCCAUGAGAGUCAGAGAAUGGUACUCUUGGCAUUUCCCCGAAUUGGUGAAGAUUGUUAAUGACAACUAUCUUUAUGCGAAAGUUGCGAAAUACGUGGAGGAUAAAUCACAGUUGUCUGAAGACCAUUUACCAGGCCUAACUGAUAUAGCUGGGGACGAAGAUAAAGCAAAGGAAAUUAUAGAGGCUGCCAAAGCAUCCAUGGGACAGGAUUUGUCACCAAUAGACCUUAUUAAUGUCAAGCAAUUCGCGGAAAGGGUAAUGGACCUUGCAGAGUAUAGGAAGAAGCUCUAUGAUUAUUUGGUUGCCAAAAUGAAUGACAUAGCACCUAAUUUGGCUGCACUGAUUGGUGAAGUUGUUGGAGCUCGAUUGAUUUCUCAUGCUGGCAGUCUCACAAACUUGGCAAAGUGUCCUUCUUCAACUCUUCAGAUCCUUGGUGCCGAGAAGGCUCUUUUUAGGGCACUGAAAACUCGUGGGAAUACUCCAAAAUAUGGCCUUAUAUUCCAUUCCUCCUUCAUUGGCCGUGCUUCUACUCGGAAUAAAGGCCGGAUGGCUCGUUAUCUUGCGAAUAAGUGCUCUAUUGCUUCUCGCAUUGACUGUUUCUUAGAGAAAAAUACCACUGCUUUUGGAGAAAAGCUCCGUGAACAAGUUGAGGAGCGUCUAGACUUCUAUGAUAAAGGGGUUGCUCCUCGUAAAAACCUAGAUGUGAUGAAAUCUGCUAUUGAAACUGUUGAGACCAAAGAUACGGAAAUGGAUGUAGAUGAACCCGCUGCAGAACUUUCUGCAAAAAAAAGCAAGAAAAAGAAAUACAAAGCUGGAGCAAAGGAUGACAUUGAACCCAUGGCACAGGAUAAACAGGCAGUUGUUACUAAUGGAGACGCUCCUGAAGAACCUAAAAGUGAAAAGAAGAAGAAGAAAAAGGAGAAGCGAAAAUUGGCACAAGAGGAAAAUAAUGAACUUUCAGAGAAUAUUAAUGGUGCAAAUGGAUUCAAUGCCGACGAUGGAACAGCCAAAAAGAAGAAAAAGAAAAAGAGUAGAGAUGAGAACACUGAAGAUAUUUCAGCUGCAAGUGAAGGUAAAAAGAAGAAAAAGAAAUCGAGAAGUGAAGACAGUGAUUAA